This is a messenger RNA of Hordeum vulgare subsp. vulgare (domesticated barley), 1182 nucleotides long. RefSeq names its product phosphoenolpyruvate carboxylase kinase 2-like. Gene Ontology annotation, cellular component: nucleus; cytoplasm. The coding region runs from base 1 to 855 and encodes 284 amino acids. The record is from RefSeq and is a predicted model, not a curated record. Gene Ontology annotation, molecular function: ATP binding; calcium-dependent protein serine/threonine kinase activity; calmodulin binding. Gene Ontology annotation, biological process: intracellular signal transduction; protein autophosphorylation; peptidyl-serine phosphorylation. Lineage: Eukaryota; Viridiplantae; Streptophyta; Magnoliopsida; Poales; Poaceae. The transcript is spliced from 2 exons.
AUGGUUCACGGCGGCGAGGAGGCGCUGAUGCGGCAGUACGCCAUCGGCGACGAGAUCGGGCGCGGCCGCUUCGGCACGGUGCGCCGCUGCAUCUCCAACGCCACGGGGGAGGCGCUGGCCCUGAAGACGACGCCCAAGGCGCCGCUGCGUGACCCGCUCGACCUGGCGCUCGCGGAGCAGGAGCCCAAGCUGCACCUCCUCGCCUCCUCCCCGCCAUGCAGCCCGCACCUGGUCGCGCUCCACGCCGCCUUCGACGACGCGGACGCCGUGCACCUCGUCGUCGACCUCUGCGCCGGCGGGGACCUCUUUACCCUCCUCUCCGCCCGCGGAGGCCGUCUGCCAGAGCGCGAGGCGGCUGGGCUAGCAGCGCAGCUGGCGUCCGCGCUCGCGGCCUGCCACCGCCGCGGGGUCGCGCACCGCGACGUCAAGCCCGAUAACCUGCUCUUCGACGCCGCCACGGGCGCGCUCAAGCUCGCCGACUUCGGCUCCGCGGAGUGGUUCGGGGACGGGCGCCGCAUGUCGGGCCUCGUCGGCACGCCAUACUACGUGGCGCCCGAGGUGGUGGCCGGGAGGGAGUACGGCGAGAAGGUGGACGUGUGGAGCGCCGGGGUGGUGCUCUACGUGAUGCUCUCCGGCACCGUGCCCUUCUACGGCGCCACCGUCCCGGAGAUCUUUGAGGCCGUGCUCCGCGGCAACCUGCGCUUCCCGCCGCGCGCCUUCGCCGGCGUCUCGCCGGAGGCCAAGGACCUGAUGCGCCGCAUGCUCUGCAAGGACGUCUCCCGCAGGCUCUCCGCCGAACAAGUCCUGAGGCAUCCGUGGAUCGCGAGCUGCGGGAGUGAUGCGGUGGCGGGCUGAAGAAAUCGAUCGACCGAAAUGGUGCAACUCAUCAUGCUCUAGAUAGAAGGUUUUCUGCACAGACGUAUGAGGCGGGCCUCACUUUCUGCCUGGUUAAUCUCCGGCAAAUCGGCGACGGACAGAAGCAGCGGUGGUGCCAGAGUUGAGUCCAGUCAGUAGAACUAGCGGCCUCUGGUAGCGAUCUUCGGUGCUUGCACAAAACUCUUACUAGUUCGUCACCAGAUGAACACCAACUAACAUGUUAAUUCUGUUGAAAUUUGGAUGUGGGCCUUAGGCCCAUUAGAGAAUUUCAAAAAAUCUACAAGGGCCCAUGUAGGUGGUGGCAUG